Homarus americanus (American lobster) is the source of this 1098-nucleotide messenger RNA. Its product is annotated as ATP-dependent RNA helicase glh-2-like. The record is from RefSeq and is a predicted model, not a curated record. The transcript is spliced from 5 exons. Lineage: Eukaryota; Metazoa; Arthropoda; Malacostraca; Decapoda; Nephropidae. The coding region runs from base 1 to 1098 and encodes 365 amino acids.
AUGGUAAAUGAGGUAAUACCACUGGACACAACUUCUCUUCAGGUAAUACCACUGGACACAACUUCUCUUCAGGUAAUACUACUGGACACAACUUCUCUUCAGGUAAUACUACUGGACACAACUUCUCUUCAGGUAAUACUACUGGACACAACUUCUCUUCAGGUAAUACCACUGGACACAACUUCUCUUCAGGUAAUACCACUGGACACAACUUCUCUUCAGGUAAUACCACUGGACACAACUUCUCUUCAGGUAAUACCACUGGACACAACUUCUCUUCAGGUAAUACCACUGGACACAACUUCUCUUCAGGCAAUACCACUGGACACAACUUCUCUUCAGGUAAUACCUGGACACAACUUCUCUUCAGGUAAUACCACUGGACACAACUUCUCUUCAGGUAAUACCACUGGACACAACUUCUCUUCAGGUAAUACCACUGGACACAACUUUUCUUCAGGUAAUACCACUGGACACAACUUCUCUUCAGGUAAUACCACUGGACACAACUUCUCUUCAGGACCACUGGACACAACUUCUCUUCAGGUAAUACCACUGGACAAUACCACUGGACACAACUUCUCUUCAGGUAAUACCACUGGACACAACUUCUCUUCAGGUAAUCCCACUGGACACAACUUCUCUUCAGGUAAUACCACUGGACACAACUUCUCUUCAGGUAAUACCACUGGACACAACUUCUCUUCAGGUAAUACCACUGGACACAACUUCUCUUCAGGUAAUACCACUGGACACAACUUCUCUUCAGGUAAUACCACUGGACACAACUUCUCUUCAGGUAAUACCACUGGACACAACUUCUCUUCAGGUAAUACCACUGGACACAACUUCUCUUCAGGUAAUACCACUGGACACAACUUCUCUUCAGGUAAUACCACUGGACACAACUUUUCUUCAGGUAAUACCACUGGACACAACUUCUCUUCAGGUAAUACCACUGGACACAACUUCUCUUCAGGUAAUACUACUGGACACAACUUCUCUACAGGUAAUACCACUGGACACAACUUCUCUUCAGGUAAUCCCACUGGACACAACUUUUCUUCAGGUAAUACCACUGGACACAACUUUAUUUGA